AUGACGUCACGGGCUCGAGCGCAAAGACCCAGCAGCCAAUCAGUAUUCGUGACGUCACUUGCCCAUACAUACGUCACUGUCGAUCAGCCAAUCACUGUUCAGCGGCUCCUACAUGACAGGUUGGUGGUGGUGCGGGAGCCCGCGAAAACUGGCGCCUCAGUCAUGCGCGGGAGAAAGUGGCGGGAGGUGCGCACUCUGGGUAAGGUUGCUCCAAAUCCUUGGAUCAAGAGUCCAUCUUAUUUCUUAGCACCAGCAAUCAAAACGCAAGUUGCUAAGUUGGCGGGAAGUAGCAGCCAAUUACAACCUAGAUUUAGCCUGACGUCACGGGUUCGAGCGCCAAGAUCUAGCAGUUGUGACGUCACUGUUGAUCAGCCAAUGAGAACGCUCAAACUCCUACGCGGGAGCCCGCGUAAACUGGCGCCUCGAGUCAUGCGCCGGAGAAGAUGGAGUGAGGGCGCGCGCUCUUGUGAAAUCUGAACUUCACAACCCCAGCAAGAUGUUUGAACUUCACAACCCCCAGCAAGAUGUUUGAACUUCACAACCCCCAGCAAGAUGUUUGAACUUCACAACCCCAGCAAGAUGUUUGAACUUCACAACCCCAGCAAGAUGUUUGAACUUCACAACCCCCAGCAAGAUGUUUGAACUUAACCCCCAGCAAGAUGUUUGAACUUCUCAGUCCCAGCACGAUAUUUGAACUUCUCAACACCAGCAAGAUAUUUGAACUUCUCAACCCUUGGAUAAUUUCACCAGUAACCUCAUAACACUUAUAUUGGGCAAGUAGUUAGUUAAACCAGGACAACUAACAUGAAGUAAGUUAAUAUUUCUUCAUGUAUUCCUUGCUAUGUACUUUACCUUCUGUUAUAUUUAUUUUAUAUUAAACUGGUAUUUAUAAGAUUUAUAUUUUGGGAACGUGUUUGUUUAAUAAGAGGUGUGAGUGUUGCUCAUACCUGGGUGCUGCUCAUACCAGGAUGCUACACCUGGGUGCUGCUCAUACAUGGGCUGUUUAUACAUGGAUGCUGCACAUACCUGGUGCUACACCUGGGUGCUGCUCAUACCUGGGUUGUUUAUACCUGGGUUGUUUAAACCUGGGUUGUUUAUACCUGUGUGCUGCUCACACCUAGGUGAUGUUCAUCCCUAGGUGCUGCUCACACCUGGGUGCUGCUCUCACCUGGGCUGUUUAUACCUGGGGCUACUAUCAGUCUGGGUAGUGCUUGGGUUGUUAUCAGCCUGGGUAGCAUUUGGGCUAUCAGCCUGGGUAGCACUGGGGCACUAUCAACCUGGUAGCACUGGGGCACUAUCAACCUGGUAGCACUUGGGCACUAUCAGCCUGGGUAGCACUUGGGCACUAUCAACCUGGGUAGCACUGGGGCACUAUCAGCCUGAGGCUACUGUCACCCUAGGUAGUACUGUCCUGCUUAAUAUAUGAAACUGCCUCUUGCAUUUAUUUAAACUGCCAACCAUAUUGUUUUAAACUGUUUUAUACUGCCUAGUGUUUUAUAUAUUCUAAUGUUUUAUUCCAUCUAAUGUUUUAUUCCAUCUAAUGUUUUAUACCUUCUAAUGUUUUAUACCUUCUAAUGUUUCCUUUAUACCUUCUGUUUUAUAUUUUAAUGCUUCAUUUCUAAUGUUUUAU
Messenger RNA from Cherax quadricarinatus, 1630 nucleotides. NCBI's taxonomy places the organism in Eukaryota, Metazoa, Arthropoda, Malacostraca, Decapoda, Parastacidae. The record is from RefSeq and is a predicted model, not a curated record.